Molecule: messenger RNA, 2218 nt
Organism: Acanthopagrus latus (yellowfin seabream)
Lineage: Eukaryota; Metazoa; Chordata; Actinopteri; Spariformes; Sparidae
Product: prostatic spermine-binding protein-like
Exons: 6
Coding region: 819-1394 (191 amino acids)
Source: RefSeq, a predicted model, not a curated record
CCCCAACUGUCAGCUCUGUCUGUGCCGGCGUCUGUCUCUCUGCUCCACUCAGCAAAGUAAUAGGCUGUACUACUCUGUGAUACAAUUAACCACACAGCAAGAUUUUUUAUUUGUUCAAUAUUUACAGGAAAAAUUUUCCAAAAAGCACUGACACCACUAAAACGCUGAUGAGUACUCCUUGUUAGCGUUGGCUUGGUGAAACUGCGACGCUCCUAAUUAUUCAGAACCUUAAUAUUCAGCCUUAAUAUAAUUUCAGUGAGUGAGUUAUAAAAGAAUUUGCGUUCUAGAGACCAAAAACAUUUUUUGUACUAGGCUGUAAAUAUAUUUAUUUCUACUGUGAAGUUGGGCAUUUUAACAUGGGGCUCUAUGGAAAUUGAGUCGCUAUUGGAUGCUGCUUGAUUAGAACAAGAUUUUUCCUGUUUUGCUCAGCUUUGGUGAAAUGAAAAAAGCCCAAUAUUAUUGAUUACUGUUAUUUAAAAAAUAAAAUAAAAUAAAAUAAAGUUAAAAAAUUCAUUCUUCUGGGAAAAAUAUUUGGGUCUAUUUUGUACAGGGCAACUUUAUCUGGUUUUGGGAAAAUGUGAUUACAUUUUAUGAUAUGUAUUCAAAAUCAGAGAAAAAUCUAAAUCCUUCUCAAGCUUUCAGGCAACUCUCUUUUACUGAGCAAGAGAAAAGGGCAUGCUCUGCUCAUGCUUCUCCUACCCCUCCCCCCACUUCUGGAAUGUGCCUAUUAAGAUUCAGCCAAUCAGAGCUCUCCAUGAGCCCAAGUAUCAAGGUGAAACUUCGGUCAGCAGCAAGACUAUGCUGUCCAGCUGCACGUCAUGGAGAGGUCCAAACGGAGGAGAAAAUCUUCAAAAAAAAAGGAUUCAUCGCCAAAAAAGCAAACUGAAUUUUGCAGUAAUCGAGGUAAGGGACAUGAAGCGACCUCAGCCAAGGGUUCAAGAGGAGUCAAAGUGAGCCAGACAUCAUUUUCAGACAGACAACUAGAGGCAAAUAAUGAUCUGCCAGGUCCGACCCCUACAGUUUCUCCUGUUAAGUGCCAGCAAGAAGCUGUAACUACACGAAGACAUGAUGAUGAUGAUGAUGAUGAAGAGGAUGGAGAUCUGCCAGGUCCGACCCCUACAAGUUCUCCUGUUAAGUGCCAACAAGAAGCUGUAACUACACAAAGACAUGAUGAUGAUGGUGAUGAGGGUGAUGAUGAUGAAGAUGGAGAUCUGCCAGGUCCGACCCCUACAAGUUCUCCUGUUAAGUGCCAACAAGAAGCUGUAACUACACAAAGACAUGAUGAUGAUGGUGAUGAUGAUGAGAGUGAUGAUGAUGAGGAUGCUUCAAAAGUGCACAGAAAGAGACCCUGUUCUGCUGAGGAGAGAACUGCUGUCAAGCGGCAUAGUUUGUAGCUCUCAGGAAAGUACCAGCAAAAGAUGACUGCCUGAUCUGUAUCGGUAAAGAGUCUCCUACACUUAACACCAGAAUAUGUGUAGACAUUAAAUACUUUGUCUAUAAUGAGAUAGUUAAAAUGAAGUAAAAGGUGGUAUCAUAAACUAAUCUAAUGUUAAGGGAUAUGCUGCAGAUCUGUUCACUAAGAACCACAUUGCCAAUGUUGAAAUGUUGUACCGAGUUGGCAGUUUUUUGUUUCUAUUGUUUCUAUGAGAACAACUGACAAACAUGAUUUCUGAAAGUUUUUCUUUGCAAUGUUUUGCAAUAAAAUGCACAAUUAUGUGGGGCCUUGCUGAUUUGUCAGCUUUUCUUUUCAUGAAUGUUCAGCAAUCAAAAAUACACCCAAUUUAAAAAUGUUCUUAUUGACAGUAAAUUUAUAACAAAUGAAACUGCCUAUUGAGGAUUACAUGUUUUAAAAUUAAACAUUUCAUAAUUUCAUAAGGUAAGAACAGAGUAUUAUACCAUGGAAUUAUGCCAAACCUGUCUUCAGUAGGCCUAGAAUAAGCAUAUCAGUUAAUAAUCCCAGUGAAAUACUCUAAAACAAUAAUCUCACAAACUAAGUUUCUGGUCCCCACUUAGUUGGUUAAAAUCUUUUAUCUGAAACUUUGUGUUUCACAAAAUCUAAGGUGGUGUAUAGGUUAAGGGUGCCCUCUACUGUCAAGAAAUGCUAUUUUUAUGUUGGUCUGUAGAGUGGAAGUGCCGGUCCUCGCUUUGUGAGUCUUUUUCAUCGGACCUCACUAUGCAGCAAGUACAAGAAUGUGUGUGUGUGUGUGUGUGUGUGUGU